Molecule: messenger RNA, 2118 nt
Organism: Arabis nemorensis
Lineage: Eukaryota; Viridiplantae; Streptophyta; Magnoliopsida; Brassicales; Brassicaceae
Source: the annotation of a GenBank genome assembly
AUGGGUUCCUCAAAAUUGAUGGUUACAUGCACUUUUGUUGUUAUGGUGGCCAUUUCCUGUGACAUUUUCUCUGCAGAAAUGGGAAUUGGCGUACAAGCUGCUAUUCCGACUUGUGGACAAGAUUGUACCGAAAGUUUCUUGCCUCAAAACUGCUAUAACCAUUGUAUUGGAUUGUCUUAUAGAAAUGGUGUUUGCAUUUUAUCCGAAGGACUUCCUCCUAAAACUUCUACAUAUCGUUGUUGUUGUUCGCAAAAGCAGUACUUUGAGCAGAGGAGGCAGCAACAGCAUCAGCUCCCUGUUGGGUCUGAGAGCUGUACUAAUGAUAGAAACAAUAUUAAUCAACACCCAAGAGAACACCAAUCUUUGGAUAUUCUUAAUUUGCUCAACUUGUCAACCACUACUCCUGAAUGCAAACCGUCUUCUUGUCCAGAGACUGAAGGAAUGGAAGAUCUGGAUGCUGAUUUCUACAUACUGAAGAACAACAUUUCCGGAGUAGGAAGUUCAUUAAACCAUAAAGCAGAACCUAUUUCCUCAAAGAGGACUACGUUUAGUAUUCCUGACAACCAGAAGAAUGAUUUCAAGAAAGCAAACACCACAGUGGAUCUGAUGGAUGGCACAGAGCAGAAGUUAUCUGUCUUUGAUUUGGUUGGUGAUGAUGAUCAUACAACAACCAACCUGGAAGUAUAUUCUCCAUCUGAGGCUCACAUGGCAUUUUCAGUUGAAGGAUUGGGUAAAAUAAACACGGAAACUCCGACUAAUUUUCCACGACCAUCUGACAGAAACUUUGCAUACCGGUGCUCCUCUCCAUGGAAGGAUUUUGYUCAACCAGAUACAUCAAACGUCAGGGAAAGGCUCAAUGACUUUGAGAAGGAAGUGGACACAAUAAUUGAAAGUAGCAAAAUGUUCCAAGAUGACAGCUGUUAUAUGUCUCCCGUCGGCAUACAUGCUAAAGAUGGGGGCAGCAAGCAAAAAAUGCGCACUUUCAGUGAUCACUUGCAGAAACCAUAUAUCAGCAACUCAAGAAGCUACUUCUGUGACGCUACAGAAUUCAAUGAAAGCAGGAUCUCUGAUGAAAACAAGUGGAACGAUAAGUCUGCCUUUCUUGGUGACGGGGAAGGCAGUUUUUACUGGAAGGACCAACAGCCGUGCCAAGAGGAAAGUUUUAACCUUAAUUUUAUGAAUUAUGGAAAGGAUUUCACUGAGAGUCGCUCUUCUGCGAAACAAUAUGGGACAAAGAAGAGGGAUUACCUGGAAACGAGCUGGAGGUCCAACAUCGAAGAUUCACCAGUUCGAAUACCACAGCGUCUAGAAAGGACCAUUGAACAUCCUAAUUUCGUUAAGGCAGCCUAUUUCAAAUCCCCGGAGAACUUUGAUUUUGACAAUGUUUUUGACCAACCGGUUUGGUCAUCCAUUGUACCUGAGGAAGAUAAAGAGAGCCUUAGUUUGCGUAGCGAAGAAUCUUGCUCGUCUAGUGCAGUUUGGGCCAAUGAAACCUCCAUUUCACAGUUUGAAACCAACACAAGACAGAGGAAGAGGGAAGUUAAUUUGUUUCGCAACCUUGAAGACAAGAACUAUCUGAAUAAUGACAUUUUCCAAGAAUCUUGGGAAGAUUGGGAUGUAGAUGAUCAACAUUUGAAGAGAAAAGUUGGUUCUGGAAAGCAGGUCAGACUAUUAAACCCAGGAAAGUUGAAAUCUACCAGUCAGAAAGACUCCUCUUUCCAUGGUGGACUUGAUGCGCCUUACAAUUGCUUUGCAGAAGGAUUUACAUCUGCAGGCUUAAGCUCAGUUAUUACAACCGAGAGAGACAAGCCAUAUUCUUUCCUGAACCACGAGCUUGGUAGCUCGCACUGGCGUCAAUCUCGUGCCCCUGAUUCUAUUCCGAAAACAUGGGUUCCCAAGUUUUCAGUAGGAGACACUGGAGAUGAUGAUGGUGAUCAACAUGACUAUGUAAACUCUUUAUCACCAAACCAUAAAUCUAACCUAGCAGGAGACAUCAGCGGUUUUGAGAGUGAUACGCUUGAGCAAAGCAAAGAAGUGAGCCAUCCAAAAAAUCAGGGAGAUGAGACCUCAUCAUCAGUUGCAAAGAGCCUCUCAGACGAAAAUGAGUAUGUACGGUGA